AUGGAAAUCCCUAAGGAUGACCUAGUCAUAAUAGGUGGUGACUUAAAUGCACAUGUGGAAAAAGCAAGAGACAGCUACAAAAGGCAUCAUGGUGGUUUUGGAUAUAGAGAAAGAAAUGAUGAAGGAGAGCAUGUACUGAAAUUUACGCAAGCCUUCGACCUUGCCUUAAUCAACACUUACUAUAGGAAAAAGGACAGUCAUUUAAUAACAUAUGAAAGUGAUACAAGGAAAACCCAGAUCAGAAGGUUAAAAGAUGUAAUAGACUGCAAAGUCAUCCCAGGAGAAGAUAUUGCCGCGCAACACAAGCUACUAGUCAUGGAUUUUCACAUCGCAACUAAAUCCACUCAAAACAAGAUAAAACUUGAACCAUGCAUUAAAUGGGACCUUUCAUCCAGAUUAAUAGACACUGCCAAAUCGACACUAGGCUUGACAAGGGGAGGCAACAAAUCAUCCAAACAACUAUGGUGGUGGAAUGAAGAGGUACAAAACACUAUACAGGAGAAAAAAGCCCUAUAUAAAAUAUGGUACAAAUCCAAAAACCCACAUGACAAGACAAAUUACAAAAAAUCAAAGGGAAUAGCUACAAAGGCGGUGGCUAGGGCCACAGCUAGGGCAUACGAUGACAUGUAUGAAUAA
Messenger RNA from Gordionus sp. m RMFG-2023, 636 nucleotides. RefSeq lists its product as uncharacterized. Gene Ontology annotation, cellular component: nucleus. Bases 1 to 636 code for a protein of 211 amino acids. Lineage: Eukaryota; Metazoa; Nematomorpha; Gordioida; Chordodea; Parachordodidae. The record is from RefSeq and is a predicted model, not a curated record. The transcript is spliced from 2 exons. Gene Ontology annotation, biological process: chromatin remodeling.